AUGGCAUGCUCAAAAAUAUUUACAGGAUAUUUGCCCGAAUUAACAAAUGAAAUUAUACAAAAUUUUAGAAAAGAUUUUUCAACAUUACAUUCGUGUAUUUUAGUUAAUAGAUUUUGGUGUCGUUUAGCGAUUCCAUUAUUAUGGGAAGAUCCAUUUUCAAUUCCUUCCCAAAAUUAUCGUUGUAUUGAAAUUUAUUUACAUUUUUUAAAUGAAGAUAGCAAAGCAAAAUUUAAUGAAUAUGAAAAUAUUAAAAUUUUAAUACCUACAAAUACAUUAUUUAAUUAUCCUAGUUUUACUAAAUAUUUAAGUUUAAAUAGUAUUUGUUCUUCUGUUGAAAAAUGGGUUGCUACUUUAGUGAAUGAUAAUCGUGAGAACCUAGAGAGAUUAGUUUAUAGGUCAUUAUUUGAAGUAUUACUUGAAAAUGAAGGAAACUUACACUCUUUUGAAUUUGUAAUGUCUAGGAAUGGUAGUAGUAUUUGUACACAUUUUAAUAAUACUAUGGAAUUGAUUUUACAACAUCCAAAUUUUAUUUGCAAUAUUAAAAAUUUGGCAUUACAUAUUUUUCAUGAUAUUUUCCUUCAAAAUACCAUAAAUAUCAUUCCCUUUUUAAAAUUUUUAUAUUCUAAUUGUAAUUCAAUCUCAUCAAUUAUUUUUCAUUUUCGUAUAUAUAAUGUUGAUAAUUUUUCAUUAAUUGAAAAAUGUUUAUCACAAUUAAUUAUUUCUCAACAUAAUCUCAAAAUAAUUUCAUUUAUUGCUUGUAGUACUAUUUUAUAUAAACCAUUUUUAUCAUUAAAAAAUUCUAAUUGUUCAGAUACUUUAAAUACAAUUAUAUUUGAUAGUAUUGACUUUAGAAAUGUAAUUACAGUUUUACAAGAAGUAUUUGAUCAAUUGAAUGUUUUAGAAUCAAUUCAUAUUCUUUAUUGUUAUUCUUUAAAUUCUGAUUUUGUUCAACAAAUUAUUAAGGUUAAUAAACCUUUUAAAUUGAAAUCUUUAUUUAUAGAUGAAAUAUUACACAUUGAAUCAUUACAACUUUUAUUACAAAAAUGUGGUGAUUAUUUAGAAAAUUUUGAAUAUGGAUAUAUGAUCAAAAAGUAUGAAGAAUCAAGACGACAAUUACUUAAAUUAGUUAUGAAAUAUUGUACAAAAAUUAUAUAUUUUACUUCAGAUAAACCUGAUGAUAUUAAUAUUUAUUUAUUAAUUGAAAAUAUUGGACAAACUAUCAAUUAUCUUACUAUUCUAAUGGAUGCUAGCAAUAAAUAUAAUUCAAUUGUAUUACAAAAUUUAGGACAAGUUCUUCCUUCUAAAUUAGAAUAUUUAUAUUUGUCACUUUCAUUUAGUAAUGAUUUUGAAACAUUUUUAAAAAAUUCUCAAAAUACUUUUAUUAAGAAAUUAUUAAUUAGAAAUAUGUUAAAAGAUGAUAAUAAAAUUGUUUUAUUUUAUAUUAAGGAAUAUAUUAUGAGGAAGAAAAGGGUUAAAUAUUUGGCUUUUUCAGAAUUUGUUCCUGGUUACUCUUACACGGAAAAAGAAUUGUUUUUCUUAAAAGAUGAGGUAAAUGAAUUUAAAUUAUAUAAUAUUAUAGUACAAAAGCAUCGAGAUUUAUAUAUUUCUCAACAUGAUAUUGUUAAUAUUAAUAUAGAAUAUUAAUAGAGGAUAGCGUGUUAUCAAACCUUUGCAUGUAUAUUUU
Rhizophagus irregularis DAOM 181602=DAOM 197198 is the source of this 1684-nucleotide messenger RNA. RefSeq lists its product as uncharacterized. The record is from RefSeq and is a predicted model, not a curated record. NCBI's taxonomy places the organism in Eukaryota, Fungi, Glomeromycota, Glomeromycetes, Glomerales, Glomeraceae.